UCUCUAUCUCUACGAUUCCACUGGAGAACGAUAGCAUUUAAUAGCAUUUUUUGGGAGAUACAUUAUAUUAUAUUGUUGUUACAGUAGUGGAAAUAGCAUUUUUUCCGGGUUAUAAUUCUGCAUUUUCAUAAAGAAUCAUCGGGGAAUAUUCUCUCUUGAAAAAUGAUUAUUACCUUCAAUAUUCUUUUGAUUUUAUUGAAAAUUUUGACAACUUUUGGGAAUUAUGCUAACGAACAGGAGAUAUAUAUUGAAGCGAAACAAAAUUUCGAUAGAUGGGUUAAUGAACUGGGAAGGUCAUUUAGUGAACUGCAUGGCAUAUCUGGUGAACCAUAUCUGAAAUCGAUUUAUAAGACAUCGAGUUUUGGGGCUCAAGAAAUGAACGAUACUACUGCUACAGCGCUUUUAGACUCAGCUGUUAAAAAAAUUGAAGAUAUUGUCUCUGUGAAAACAAAAAUUGUCGACAAUAUCAAGGCUGCAGCUGAAGAGGCUUAUGUAAAUAGAGCUGAAGAAGAACCAACCGGUUGUUAUUAUAGAGCUAAAGCGUUGACAAUUAUACCACCGUUGAAUGAAACAGAAAACUGCAGUGUAAAAUUUUAUAUCCCGUUGAAACAAAGUCCACUACACGAUAAUGAUUAUGUAUGCUACAAUUUUUCAGUUGCACAUGUUCCAACUAAUGUUUAUGAUUUAUCAAAUAAAUUACAAAGAGUUGGAAAUUGGACAACUGGAUUGGAUGAGGUAUUCAAGUUGAAUGCUAAAUCAGAUCCUACUUUAAAAUGGCAAUACUUUGGAAGUUCCACUGGAUUUUUUAAAUACUAUCCAGGUGCUAUGUGGGAAAUUCAAUUGGAUGAAUAUCGACUGGAUUUUUUCGACUGUCGUUCUCAACCUUGGUAUUUACAAGCAUCUGCUUAUCCUAAAGAAAUGAUUAUUCUUAUCGAUAAAAGUGGUAGUAUGAAAGGACGAAGUGAUAUAAUAUCGAAUGCUACAGCAGCUGAAAUAUUGAAUACUUUAACAGAGAAUGAUUAUUUCAAUGUAAUGCUGUUUUCUGAUAUCACAAUGUACGCUGAUCCAAUGAUAACGGACAGAUUAAUCCAAGCUACUAAGUUUAAUAAAGAUAAAAUGAUUAAAAACUUUCGAAAAUUUAGUCCAAAUGGAACAGCUUCAUAUGAAAAUGCAAUUACAGAGGUGUUCGCGCUAUUCAACAAGACAGAUGAAAAAUUCCCUGCAAAUCGUAAAUGUAAUCGAAUGGUUAUGAUUAUUACUGACAGUGCACCAGGUUCAUAUGAACACCUGUUCAAAGAAUUCAACCCCCAGAAAAAUGUUCGAGUAUUCACCUACCUACUUGGUCAACAUUCAUCAGCUGAAGAAUAUGUCGAAGAACUUGCAUGCGUUAACAGAGGUUACGCGGUGAAUAUAGCUACACUUGCUGAUGUAAAGGAGAAUGUUUUGAAAUAUUUGGAUAUUACUGCACGAUCUAAUGCUUUACAAGAUGACGCGUAUUUCGUAUGGACUGGAGUGGGUGUGCGUCAGUUCAAUUUGAAGAAACUGAAACCUGAAAACUUUUCAAAUCCUUAUAUUAUGACGAUGCCACAGGUUUCAUACAUGACUGGAUUAAUGCAAAAUAUGCUAAUUGAACCAGAUCCUGUUAGAAUUGAUUCCAUGAUUGCAUCAAAAGAACAAUUCCCUAAAAUGUAUACAUCAUUAGCUAAAGCUGUUUUUGAUAAAACUAAGAAAGCGAAACGAUUAAAGGAAGGAAAUCUUCUUGGAGUCGCUGGAAUUGAUGUACCAUUACAAUCAUUUCAAGAUACGCUACGUGGAUGGAAGAUUGGUGUAAAUAAUUAUCUCUUCGCUGUAGACAACAAUGGUUUCAUUCUCUUCCAUCCAAACUAUCGACCAGUUUAUAAAUCACUUUUGAAAAGUUACUAUCAGAAUGUUGAUAUCAAUGAAGUUGAAGUGAUGAAAGAUGUAAAAAUUGAUCCGUGGUCUGGGUCACCGGAUUAUAAUACUACACUACGAAAAGCACUGAUUGACAGAGAAAAGAUAUCCAUGACCAUGGACACAUAUAUUAUAGUUGAUAAUUUUCACACUAUGUUUGAAGCAAGCAGAAGGUAUAUCACUGCACCAAUCAAUGAAACACCAUUCACACUGGGUUUAGCAAUACAUUGGGAUAAAAAUACUCAGAAAGGUUAUGCGAUACCAGAUUAUCGAUUUAAUAAACAAGAUUUGUUUAAAAAUCUUCAAGUCAGUGACUUCAGUUGUCUAGCUCCUAAAUACGGUGAACAGAAUGUCGAUUGUGAUUCACAUGGUAAUAAUAGCCAGAUUGGUGCAACAAUGAUUCCUUAUGAAUUUUGUCAGUUCAACAAUCGGUUAGCAUCGCUAUAUCUAACUGAUCGUUUAUGUGCACUGAGACAAGUACUGCUGAAUUCAUCAUCACUAAUUCAUGCAUUAAAAUGUGAUGAAGAAUACAUUGGUCGAAUAUAUUUAGAUGCAAAAGAAACUCGUGAUCUACCCGAGUACUGGAGGAAGCAAUCAAAAAGCCCAUCAAUUGAAAAAUGGAAGAUACAACAAGCCUUUUCUUUUCAUCAUAGUGGAUUAAUUCGAUUUUACAAUUUCACCUCGCCUGCAUAUUCGAAUUUCAUCAGUGAUCAUAUCGGUGGAGUUGAAGACUCAUUAUAUGCAGAGACUGUUCAAACUAGUCGAUAUUUAGGAGAAGACAAUGUUCUUGUAUUUCAUACCCCACCAAAUGACUUGUUUCGACAUUUCGCGGCUGAAAAGCUACAAGUCCCGGUUACUAUGACAACAACAGUCUAUCAUGAACCAAGUAAAGUUCCAAUGGGUAUAGUUGGCUUACAAAUAACUCAUCAAGGCAUACAAAAUGAAUUUAAUCGUAUUACAAAUACAUGCUUUACAGGGGAAUGUCAUAUUUGUGGUAGUCAUGGAUUUGAUUGUUAUCUAAUUAAUCAAGCAGCAAUGGUUUUAGUCUCAAAAAUAGGAGAGAAAGAGGUAGGACAAAAUUUAAAAGAAAUUAAUUGUGCUCUAGUAGAAGAUUUAGUCAAUCGGUCAAUAUUGAAUGAAACUUACUUGUAUGAUUUCCAGGGAAUAUGCAUUGAAACGAUACAAGAAACUUACAAUUUUGCUAAUCAGUUAUAUCCACCAUUUCAAUUCAUCAAGAAAAUGAUGGUGUGGUUUAUAAAUGAGGCUGUUUUAUACAUGCUUGGUUUCAUAGAUGAUCUUUUGUCCUACAAAAUAGCAAUUGGUCAAAAAUGGGGUUUAUAUUCUGAACCAGAAAAAACCGAUGAAGAAACGUAUAAUUUAUAUCAAACUGGCGUCAAUGGUAAUAAUAAUCCACCACGUGAAGAUUUUCUCAUCCGAAAAAAUCCCAUUUAUUACGGUAUGGAUGAAAACAGCAACAAUAAUGAUAAUAAUAAUAAUAAUAAUCGUAAUCCAUAUCAAGGUAUAUCUGAUCGAUUACCGUAUAACCAUUACCAAUCGAUAAACACAUUAAAUCAAAGACCGUAUUCAAGUAAACCACAAGAAAAUCAACAAAGAGAAAACUUCAGGAUUGAUGAAUCAUACCCAGAUCGAAAUGAAUUGACCAAUAAGAUGAAAACAUCCUUAACGAGUAAUGACUCCUCCUCCUCCUCCUCUUCCUCGCCAACAUCAUGGUCAAUAAAUCAAUCGAAAUUCAAUUCAUUCCCAGAGAUAACAACUACAACACCUGAACCAGAGUUAAGAGAAGAGCCUAUCGAUGAGCUGUACGGCAGAAUUGAUCAAGACCCCUAUGAUGCACAGUUGAGAGCAUUGCAAGAUAUUGAAAAUUGUCGUAAAGCACAAAGUAUUCAUAUACAAACGAUUAUCGAUUCACAAUCAGAGAAUAAUAAUAAUACCAACAAUUAUUUAGAUGAAAGUUUCAAUACUUCAGAAACCUCAUCAUCAACACAUACAACGACGUCAAUCUCAGGUGGGAAUUCAAUGCAUUCAGCAUCAGGACGUAGUGGUGUGGGUGGGGGUGGUGGGAAACCUCCACCAGGUGCACUACUGGCCUGUGUUCAUCGAUCUGUACAACAACGUUGUCAUUCCGGCGCCGGGACUAGUAGUUUCACUGGACGUUAUGCAUGUGAAGCAAUAUGUGAAAGAGUCAGGGAACGUAUCCCACAAUUAGCUAAUCGUUUAGAAGAUUGUAAACAACCGUUGACAUCGUGUACAGAAAGAUUUGUCGCCUAUAAUAUUAUUAUGGAUAAGAGUACUAAGAAAAGCGUGAAUAAUAAUAAUAAUAAUAACAUACCGGUAAAAAGUAGCACUUAUCAUUCAUCAUCACCAGCUGGUAAUCAGCAGAUGGCUAUGGGAAAUGAGCUGACAGGAGAAUAUUGUAAUGAGUGCGGAGGACGACGUUGGUGGCUUAAACAAAUACCGAAAACAAAUUUAUUCUUGUUGAUCACUGUCUCACCACCUGGAUCACAGACAGUUAACUGUAAAUGUCAUUGCCAAAAACGAUAUCGUUACGGUGCAAGAAUAGCUACAGAUCCAUCAAAACCAAGACCGAUAGCAUAUCGACGUAAUCCACCAAUUCCAAGUAAAUGUCGUAUGGUUGACAAUUCAGAAGAGAAUUCAACAAUCUGUACAGAUGGUGUCAGUAAUAUUAAAUCGCAUUCAAAAUUAAUAUUCUUUUCACUAAUUAUAACAAUAUACAUGUAUCUACAGAGAUGAUGAAUUAUUAUUAUUACAAGCGUUACGAUGAUGAUAGGUAAUGACUAAUGACACGAGAGAGUGUGAAUAAACAACCUAUGUACUGAGAAAUAUAUAUAUAUAUAUAUAUAUAU
Messenger RNA from Trichobilharzia regenti, 4817 nucleotides. The record is from the annotation of a GenBank genome assembly. NCBI's taxonomy places the organism in Eukaryota, Metazoa, Platyhelminthes, Trematoda, Strigeidida, Schistosomatidae.